Messenger RNA from Ylistrum balloti, 6117 nucleotides. Its product is annotated as proline-rich protein 5-like. Bases 1418 to 2377 code for a protein of 319 amino acids. Gene Ontology annotation, biological process: TORC2 signaling. Gene Ontology annotation, cellular component: TORC2 complex. The transcript has 13 exons. The record is from RefSeq and is a predicted model, not a curated record. Lineage: Eukaryota; Metazoa; Mollusca; Bivalvia; Pectinida; Pectinidae.
AUCAGAGAUAAUGACAGGAUAUUGGAAUUAUUUUCGAGGUGAAACGCGGACAAUGUGAAUAUUUGCAAUAUACACUGUUUGUAAAUACGCGGAGAGAUACACGGAUAUUAUUUCGGAGUGGAUAACACCGAUAGGACACGUGGGAAUAUCUACGAACUGGCAUGUGAUGUGAUACAGCAUUGGUCUCAAUUUUGUCGUCCUGGGAUAAAUAAUCAAUGGAAAUUACACCGUAUCAAUUACCAGUGCUUUAUUGUUCUAUAGAUUUGUAAUAAAGAUUGUUUCGUAUCGACUUGUGGCCAUUCAGCUAAUACAACGUUAUAUUCAGGAAGGUUUGCAUUGAAUGUAUUAUGAUAUUUACAUGGAUAGUGAUAUUACAUCCUUCUUGCACGAUUCAUUCGGUGUGUUUCGUAACAUGUCACAGGAAAGUGUCCAGUUCAGUAUAUUACCAGUCACGCUAGGAUAGUUACAGUAAACAUCAUAUUUUAAUAAUUUCUGAUUUAGAGAUAUUGAUGUCAUUUUACCUUACUGAGGUCGCAAGCGCGGCUUGCUUCAUGACAGUUAAUGACAUUAAAUGAGGUCAUAAACCGAAAGUAGAACAGAUGCCUGAUAGAGAGCCUACAUAGCCCAAACUAUGGACAAAGGUUCACUAUGGAACACCAUGGAAUGUUAGACGUAUUAAAGAACUGAAUGUAAACAUCACUCACAGAUGACUAACCGUGAUAGAUAAAGAAUCUACCACUUAAAAGAGUCGAAGUGACAACACAAGCAGCUAUCAAAUACAUAGACUCCCAACGUGUUACUGUAGGUUGGGUAGUCGGUGUACAGUCACAGUACUUCGUACACUAAUGGAUACUCUCAUCAAGGAACGAUCAAUGCCGAAGAUUACCGGAUCCCAUCGGAACAUUCCCGCCAAUCGACAAGUACUUUCGGAACUUUUGUACGGAUACUAGUUUACAUGACAUAGCUUCCGGCGAUUACUGGUGUUUACAUGAGGACGUCUCUCUAGACUUUACAUUUAAUGUAUAUAUUUACAAGGCGACGACAUAAUUACGUAAAUGUAAUACCUAGAGGGCAGAUAUUUGAAUGACAUGCAACAUGUGCUUGAUAAAGGACAGUUUGAAACUCGUCGAAGAUUGACAGAUCGACAAAGAAAAUACCUGUCGGAAGAUUUACUUACCUGUACCUACACGAUAUCUGUUGUUACCUGUAUCAAAACAACUAUUAACUUCAGUGUUAGAUUUUGUUAAAAUCGAUGGUGUUAUUGACUACGCGAAUAUUCUGUGAAUAAGAACAACUUUAAUGGAAUCAUGUAUACAGGUUAAUACUGGACAACAACAGUUGUGGUGGGCCGAUUUCAAAUAAGAUUUGACAUUGACAAGAAAAUUGGAUUUGUAGUGUACCUGUUGGCGCUACCUACAUGUCAGACAGGAUGUCUUUUUUACCUGGAGGAACGAGACUUUCCAGUAUGAAAAGACAUAGUUUGGCUAACGUAGCUGAAGCAUGGAAGGGAGUCACCCACAGUAGCAGGCGACUAUCUAUGACGUCGCAGAUACGUUUGUCUGCCGGAAAUGUUCUCGAUUAUGCGUCUAAAAAUGAGACACUUGAAAGUAUACAGAUAGCAGUAAUACAGCUCUUCCAGAGGAAGAAACUGCAGGAGGGAGAAUUAGCUGUCUUACAGGAAACGCUUAGAAACCUGAUCAAAUCUGACGCAGGACCUCUAAUAUUUGAUUAUUACAAAGACAAGUUGUUGAAGAAAGGAAUGGUGAUCCUGAGAGAGGGAAUGAAAAAUGAUUUAGGAUCUGUAUUACUGAAAAAGAUGGGCGAGCAGUGGUCUUACCUUCAAUGCGAGAUCCUCCCUACAUUACAAGCUAUGUUUUAUCCACUUCCGACAAAGGAUACUUCCAUACGAAAAGCGACUUUACUGGAAUUCCGUGACGUCGUCGUUCUUAAGGUUGGAAUAGAAGAGUCGCUGGGGUCAGUUUUGCCAGAUGAAGUCCCUGCAGCUAUACGUCAGAUGUUUUUAGUCUUAUUGAGUGUACACGACGGUUCACCUCCCACCGAGAACUAUGCUAGACUUGAACGUUUGGCUGCCAGAGUAAUCUCCCCUUACCUUGGAUUUUUCGGUCUAUAUGAAGGUUCAAGUACCCCAGUCGUGAAAACAUCGUUGAAGCCAGCGACUAGACUUCUCCAAACAGAAAAAACGGAGGCUUAUGACCUUGACACGCGACCUUCAAGGCCAAAGUCCGCAAACAUUCCCUCUCUAAAGUCACCACAUAAUAGAUUAGGGAACGGACACAAUCUCUUUAGUAAUCACUUUCUUGCGCCUGUCAGAGAACAAGACAGUUUAGGCGGAAGAAGACAUAGCAUACAGACGUGACGUCAAUGGUUCUAUUUUGCCUUCUAUUAUGACGUCAGUGAUAAAUGUUAUUUAAUUGAUAUGUGAUAUCUGAUCGGAUAGUGAGCUAUACACUACUGAUUAAACAUAACGACGAUUACUGGAUAUACUGAAUAAUCCGUGACGUCAUAUAAAUCACCAAAUUCAAUAUUCUGUAGAUAUUGAGACCGGAAUUACAUCUCUGAUUAUGUCAUUGUGGUUGGCAAACUUCCUAGAAGCAGAUUUUGCAGCUUUUCGAUUGGAUAAUUCGAUAAUGUGUUCGCAUGUUUGCCAAAUAUAACAGCGGUUGCUAUCAUCAACCUAUCAGUAUUAUAUUGUGUAUUUCAUUCCAAGGGAAACAGGAUUAUUGUUAUCGUAAGUGCAAGCUUGGCACCACACGAAUGAAACACAUCAAGAAUCAGAACAACAGUUUUACAGUGAAGAUCUCUUAUUAAAUUAACAGUAUCUAUCUCCCCUUAGCAGUGUUCGCAGUCCAAGUAUAAGAUUUUCAAGGUUCAGCAUUCAGCACCAUGAUGUUUGAUCUUAUUAAGAUGUAGAUAGAAAUAAUCCAACGCCCAAACACUGUGUUUGAGUUAAGGACUUGGUCAAAAUAUAUCAUACAAGGAUUGAGACUUCUUGUGUACUCAACCUGGAAUUAUUGUUCAUACCACAUAUCUUAACACAUGUAAGAUAUGCAGCGAAAUGGAUGACGCUAUUCUUAGACAAUAAGUUUGCUGCAUACAGUGAUGACGCGCUGGAUGGUGUUUUCUCCUAGACAGACGGGUUUGUCGGCAAAUGGAAUUUUUCUUGUUAUCUGUUGCAUUAAGUAUAGAUGAUACUGCUAAAUACUUAACUAAGCUACGCACACUCAAACACAUGCCAAAACAGUUGUAGUCAGACUGUUUCUGCAACAGGAAAUUAUGAAAUAAUCAACCUUUCUCAUUCACCGAAAAUAUUAUUGCGACGUAAAUCGUCAGCAAUGUUGUUAAAUGAUAGUGGCGAGGACAGUGGAAUACUAAGUGAAGCCGGGUUUUUUACCAAAUACAUCGUUGAUAAAUGGUAAAUAGCAGUGAUUAUUUUGGUACAAAGGCAGAGAGGAAAAAGCCCUCACAAACUUCGUAAAAUAAAAUAAACGAAAGUUACUCAGUAGAAUGCAUCCUACAAGGUAUUUAUACAUAAUAGUAAAUGUUAAUGUGGUUCCUCAAACGAGCACAAGAAGCAGUAAGGUUUUUUAAAACUAUGACAGCUGGUACUAUCUCCGAACUACUUCAUCUGACUACAUAGAUAUGCAGUUAAUGAGAAUAUUUUAAUUAAAUUCCCCACCUGAAGUUCAUAUCCUGUAUACAAGAGUUCAAAAAUUGUUCAAGGAUUUGGUAAGGAAAUAGUAUUAUGUGUGUAAUUUACAGUUCGUCUGUCUGCCAUUCCUUAAUAUGCAAAGGUCAAUAAUAAUGUCUACAGAGCAGGUUCUCGUUGUCAUGGAAUUGCAUGUCAUUAGUAACAUUGUGGUAAACUUUAGUGUGUUAUAUCUGAAUUGUCAUUUUAAAUAAUUUUGGUCAAAAUGUUCAUAUUAUAACGAUACAGUCAAUUCCUGACUGGCGAAGCCAAUGUCUAACGCCACAGGGUAUAUUACAUAAGUGACAUAUAACUAAUGCAUAAUAGUAUUCCUUUGAUGAGUUUGAUUUGCGUACACUGAAGAAUAUUUGUCAAAGAACAAUAUUGCUGCGUACGCUUAUCCGUCAGACAUUCCCUAUGGUGAUAUAACCAUUGGAAAUUCCAUGAUCAAUUUUUUGUGAUAAUAUUAUAUACUUUAGUAUUUAUAUAAAGUUGUGUGUUAUCAAUUACCUGUAAUACAAGCAUGUCCAUGUACAUACAUUUUUCAGGACAAAACUCUUCUAGUGAUGUAAGUUAUUUUGCUCUGUACAUUGUAAUGCUUAAUCGUUAAUAUUUCUUGUUUUGUUUAUAUUAAAAACAAUGCAUUUUCCCACAUAUUUAGGAAAGUGAUGGGAAAGUUUUUCUGUUUUUCGGGAGUCUUUUUGCCCUUUGCCUAUUGAAGUUAAGUUUGGAUAAUGAUUCUGUUAACAUGCUGGUAUUUUCUUUGUUUGUUUAAACCUAUUUAAACAGUUCUUGUUAACAUUGGAUUUACUUCGUUUUGAAAACACUUUUUCUGGUGUAAUUUGCUGUAGAUUCUGCUAUUUCAGUUGUAUCAACCGUGUUGUCAAAUGCUUUGUUACGUAACAAAAAUAUCAAAAAUGGUAUUACUGGAAAUGAUUGGUUCUGAGAAUAUUUGCAAGGAAAUGUGUAAGAAACAUACUUUUACAUUCCUUUCCAUUCAGUGUGAGAUAUGUGAUAGUAGAGCCAUAUUCUUCCGGAUUAGAGUGUAAGUUAACAAUAAUAAACAAUAUCAUUUUAGAGUUUCUUGAUGAAGUAUAUUUCACUGACUGGCGUGUAAACUCCGAUGUUUUACACGAGUGUAUUGCAUCAUAUUCACACCUUUUUUAGUUCAUUGAUUCCAGCUUUGACAUGCCAGCUUUGUUUAUAUGAAUGUUCUACCAUCGUUAUUCUACCAGAUAGUAUAAUUUCAAAUCCAAGGCACCAGUCUUCAAAUAAUUUAUGAUGAAGUAAGUAAAUACAACACACUUAUUGAUUAAUUCAGUUAAUUAAGUGAGAGUUUCCUGUCAUAUUUAAAAGACAGAGUUAUCUUUCCUGAAGUCCGUAAGGCACUCUGGGCAAUUUUAUUUUUACUGCGAAUGCAGUGAUCUGAUUAAUCAAAAAAGUUGUUAUUUUCACGCAGUCAAAAAGGCUGUUUUUUGAUGUUAUGGUUUUCAAGAUCUUUGUAUUAAUUAAACGUUCAAGUAAACUCUUUUUUAUCAAAAGAUGCUAGAUGUAAAUAAAUCAGCACUCCUCCAUAGACACUAAGUCAAUCUUUUUAGUGAUGUAUUCCUCGCUCUAAGGGAAUUUACCUUCUUUCCAAUAAUUUUGCAUUCCCCUUUCAAUUAAACACUUUAAAAUAAUUGCAUGGCAGUAUUUCUCGUGUUAAGAAAGUCAUUAAUUUUUAAAAGUCUGUCAUUCGAAAGCUCAAAAAAAAAAAAAAGAACAAAUAAAAAAAAUCAGAGAUUCCUCAAAUUACGCAGCAAAGUUUGUAUCUUCAAGACUAGAAGCAGCAGAAAAAUUGUGACAUGGAAGUGAUGACAAAAUAAUUAAAAGGCAAAUAUUGAACAUGAAUACGCUGUUUUCCUAAAUUUAUAAGAUAUGACUAUGCUUAUAUCAUACGAAUUAGUUAAAAUCAUAUUACAACAAUAGUCUACAUGAGUAGAGUACCUACAUGUAGUUAAUUUAUCAAUUUAUCCCUACUUUACUUUGUAACACUACUCGGAAUAGUUUCAAAAUGUUUACCGUUGAAUGAUUCUAAUCUAUAAAUAGAUUUCAAUGUUAAUAACAUUUCAGAAAACAGAUCUGCAAUGUCCGUUUUCAGUUUUGAGGUGUUCACUCCCGUAUGUGGUUUUAUGGAGCCGCGGUAUGUUAUACACUGAUAAGAUUUAUGAUGUAAAACGCAUAUUACAAAACAGGAAAUGAAAGCACACGUCACACUAGACGGUGUUUAAGUGCAUGGAAUAUUUUACAUGUUUGUAAUGGUAGCAAACAAGGGAUGUAAAUUAUUACACACAGAUAUAUUGUUAUGGCAGCUAGUAUAUUGCAAACGUUCUGAUUAAUCAUUUUGUUAAAUAAACAUGUUCAAAAUGUUA